This is a messenger RNA of Halichondria panicea, 1713 nucleotides long. RefSeq lists its product as uncharacterized. Lineage: Eukaryota; Metazoa; Porifera; Demospongiae; Suberitida; Halichondriidae. The transcript is spliced from 3 exons. The record is from RefSeq and is a predicted model, not a curated record. The coding region runs from base 1 to 1713 and encodes 570 amino acids.
AUGAAUCUGGAAAUAGAAAAUUCAGUAACUGAAGUAUGGUUCGAUACGGAUGAUGUUGAUGAUUCUGUGUCUCAGACUACUACCUUUGAAUCGCGAACGAAAAAAACGGUCCGCUUUUAUGUCAUGUUUUUACUAUUGUGGCAAUCGAUGUUCAAGCUGUCCGACUCAGGGAUGACUGUUUUGUUUUUGUAUUUGUCUAUGAUACUCUCUUUGGUUCUUGCGCCAGUAAACAUUGAAGGUAUUCAGGAAUUCAUUGAUAUGGUACCUAAGAGUACUUCAGCUGCUAAAAAGCUUAUUGGAGAAGUGGGCGAUCCGUUCCUGAAGAAUGUGAGCUGCCCUCAAUGUCACUCCUUGUAUUCGUUACACUUGUGCAAGAUUGUGAAUCCAGAUAAAACUGUUUCAAGUCUACAUUGUUCACACGUUGCAUUUCCUAAUCAUCCGCAUAGUCGCCAAAGGCUACCUUGUAACGCUCAAUUAAUGAAGACCAUUAAAACAUCAAGUGGUUCCACGUCCCUAUAUCCUAGACAGAUGUUUUGUUACCAAAGUAUUAUAGAGGUGCUUAGAAGUAAGCUAAUGACACCUGGAUUCUUCGAGAAAACUGAGCUUUGGAGAAAGAGACGUGUCCAAACAUCAACAUUGCGUGAUGUAUAUGAUGGAAGAGUUUGGAACGAGUUUCUUUGCCCUGGUGGAAUACCUUUUUUGUCUGCACCAUACAAUUUUGCUCUAGCUCUAAAUGUUGAUUGGUUCCAGCCCUUCAAGUAUAGCAAUUACUCUCUCGGAGCUAUAUAUGUCGGAAUACAAAAUUUACCUCGACGUGAGAGGUACUUAAAUGAAAAUGUUAUACUUCUUGGAGUUAUGCCUGGACCACAUGAACCCAAAAAAGAUUGCAAUACCUAUCUUAAACCCUUUGCAAAUGAACUCCUGGAGCUUUGGAACGGAAUUGUUAUGAAAAAUUGUUCUGGUAUGAAUAUAUUUGUAAGAGCGGCUUUAAUCUGUGUAACAUGCGAUAUACCUGCGAGCAGAAAGGUAUCAGGUUUUGUGGGACAUAAUGCUCUUCGUGCGUGCUCACGAUGCUUAAAAAUGUUUCCAACACAACACUUUGGAGAAAAGGCGGACUAUACAGGAACUGACCGUGAAACUUGGCCUUGUCGCUCUCUAGACACACACAAACAUUUUGCUACUAUCCACAGAGAAGCAAGAACAAAAGCAGAACAAAAAGCGAUCGAAAGGGAAUAUGGAUGUAGAUACUCAGUUCUGCUCGUAUUACCAUACUUUGACGUCAUCAAAUACACAGUAGUGGAUCCAAUGCACAAUUUAUUGCUUGGGACUGCCAAGCACAUGCUGAAUGUUUGGGUGUCAAAGGAACUAGUUAGCAAGGCACACUUUCUGAUCAUUCAACAGACUGUUGACUCAUUCACAGCACCUUCUGAUGUUGGGCGUAUACCCUCGAAAAUUGCAUCUGGCUUCUCUGGUUUUACUGCCGAACAGUGGCGUAAUUGGACAUUGAUUUAUUCUCUGUGUUCUCUCAAGGGAAUUCUUCCUCACAGGGAUUAUGAUUGCUGGUUAUUAUUUGUUAAGGCUGUUUCUAUUCUGUGCCAAAGACAAGUAACAAUUACAGAGGUUGAAAGAGGUGACGCUCUACUAAUGGAUUUCUGUGAGUAUCAGAAAGUGCCUGGCAAUCGACGGACAAGGAAGAACUGGCAUCCCUUUUAA